Messenger RNA from Neurospora tetraspora, 1602 nucleotides. RefSeq lists its product as uncharacterized. The coding region runs from base 1 to 1122 and encodes 373 amino acids. NCBI's taxonomy places the organism in Eukaryota, Fungi, Ascomycota, Sordariomycetes, Sordariales, Sordariaceae. Gene Ontology annotation, molecular function: protein-L-histidine N-tele-methyltransferase activity. Gene Ontology annotation, biological process: peptidyl-histidine methylation, to form tele-methylhistidine. The record is from RefSeq and is a predicted model, not a curated record. The transcript has 2 exons.
AUGGCGCCUGGAUUUUCUUUCGGUUUUGCGGGAGACGACAUCGAGGACGACGGGCAACCAACCUCUCAGGUCAACAGCGUAGCCCCUCCGACACCGUCAGCGGCGACAAGUGCCAGUGCUUUUCCCGUCCAGGGAAAGCCUCUGCUGCCACCAACCCACCAUGAUAUCGAUCACAUGCUAUCGAGGUUGCCCUCCAAGAUCGCCUACAGCCUACUAGAUGUCGAGCUAGAAGAGGGCAAGACCAUUCAGAUCCCGCGUCGAGAGUUGUGGGAUGUUCGGGUGCAGCUCAUGGCUGAGGAUGAUGGCUCAAAUAUCUCCGAGACGGAGCCCGGCCUGGGGGAGCACGAUGUCAAGACGGGUAUCUACGAGGGUGGCUUCAAGAGCUGGGAAAGCAGCGUCGACUUGGUCAAGGUGCUCGCCUCCGAAAACGCUCCCACGAUACUCAAUCGCGAUCCUUGUGUGCUGAUGGAGAUUGCUUUUCAGCUGGGCUGCGGCACUGCCCUGCCGUCCCUCGCGCUCUUUCAGUGGGCAAUGAACGAGAGAAAGUCUGGAGAGAAGCAGCCGCUUACGCUUGUACUGGCUGAUUAUAACCCAUCAGUUCUCUAUCUCGUCACUCUGCCCAACUUUCUCCUCGCUUGGGCGCUCUUUCAGCGAGAAAGCACUCCUGUCCUUGCGGAUGCCUUUUCGCUGGAGGACGAAGUCGAACUGCUCCCCGAAGUGGUCGAAGCCUUCAAGGAGUUCCUUACCUCCAACCAAAUCACGCUUUCUUUCCUAUCGGGUGGAUGGUCCCCAGAGUUUAUCGACCUUCUUUACAGCUCUGGUAUUCCCUCAAACCCCACAGGAAGUGUCCAGACACUGGUCAUCGGCGCAGAGACCAUUUACUCGCCAUUUGCCCUCGAGAGCUUUGCGGCCACGCUGCUUUUGAUCCUGGAGCGAGAGCGCAAGGAGCGUCCAAGUGGCCAUGCUUCCUCUAUUGUGGGCGCAAAGAAGAUGUACUUUGGCGUCGGAGGAUCGUUGGACGACUUUGUCGACCGGAUGAGAGGACUUGGUGCUUUGGUCGAGCCUUUGCGCGAGGAGGCUGAGGGUGUCCGGCGUGGAGUUGUGCGGUGUUUCCUCUCCUGAGGGUUGGUUUAGGAUAAAGCCAUCUGGUUAAAGAUUCCCGUCACACAUCGUCCCCGCAGAGACAAAAACCCAUCGACGCGUUGUUUUGAUUGGGCUUCAACAGUUAUGCAUGUCCCAACGAUCAACUGACUCCUUCCUGCAGCACGACGCUGGGUUUCAUCCAAGUUCCACGAGUUCGGAUGUACGGUCUCCUAGCUUUGUUUCGGACCACCUACGUACCUGUCAAACAUGCGGCGACAUGGACAACCCCGUCUGUAGGCAGUGCGACGCUGUUUACUUUGACUCUGCCUCGAUUCCUGAAACAAAUUUAUGCCCACGAGACUUGGCCUGGCUGUUUACGACAUCUAGGCGGACAAGAUGGAAGUAAGGCAAAUGGCAACCAGAUGUGCCAGACUGCUGCAUGAGUGGGUGUAACGUCGGUAAUCAUUGCAUAAACGACGUCCAAUGGUCUGUCAUUAUCUUAUUCGACAUUGCUGCACC